AUGGCCCCCCAGCUCAAGGACCCGUCUCUCUUCAAGACGGAUGUCGGUUACGUAAACGGAGAAUGGGUCAAGGCAGCCUCUGGCAAGACCUUUGAGGUUCACGACCCUUCCACCGGGAAGCUUGUCGGCACGUCACCUGAAUUCGACGGCAAAGACACAGAAAAUGCCAUCGCAGCAGCAGCCGAGGCUUUCAAGUCCUUCCGCAAGACGACCGGUCGUGAGCGAUCCAAGCUACUCCGAAAAUGGUACGAUUUGAUGGUUGAGAAUGCUGAGGAUCUCGCGAAACUCAUCACAUGGGAGAACGGCAAGCCAUUGGCCGAUGCCAAGGGUGAAGUUACAUAUGCAGCCAACUUCUUUGAGUGGUUCAGUGAGGAAGCACCCAGAACAUACGGAGACACAAUUCCGGCUUCUGCCGCCGGCAACCGCGUGGUGACAAUCAAGGAGCCAGUUGGCGUUUGUGGCUUGAUCACGCCGUGGAACUUCCCAGCUGCUAUGAUUACACGGAAGAUUGGGCCUGCGCUGGCUGCAGGCUGCACGGUUGUUUGCAAGUCACCCGGCGAGACACCGUUCACCAGUCUGGCAUUGGCUGAGUUGGCCCAUCGGGCAGGAAUCCCCAAGGGUGUUGUGAACGUGAUUUCAUCCCUCGACAAGACUAUUGAAAUUGGCGAGGUCUUGACGACUCAUCCUACAAUCGCAAAGGUGUCAUUCACCGGUUCGACAAACGUCGGAAAGAUUCUUAUGAAGCAGUCCUCAGACACUCUCAAGAUUCUCUCUAUGGAGCUUGGUGGCAAUGCACCUUUCAUUGUGUUCGAUGACGCCGAUCUUGAGGCUGCCGUCACCGGUGCAGUAACAUCCAAAUUCCGAUCUUCGGGACAGACUUGCGUAUGCGCCAACCGCAUCUACGUUCAAAAGGGCAUUUACGACGAAUUUGCCAAGAAAUUCGCCGAGAAGGUCAAGGCUUUCAAGGUCGGUAAUGGUUUCGAGGAGGGCAUUACUCACGGCCCUCUAAUCCACGACCGUGCCGUUAGCAAAGUCCAAGCUCACAUUGCCGAUGCCAAAAAGAAGGGCGGUGAGGUGGUUGUGGGUGGGCAGCACCUGCCAGACUUGGGUUCCAACUUCCAUGAGCUCACCGUUAUUACCGGCAUGACCAAGGAAAUGAAUAUUGCUUCAGAGGAGACAUUUGGUCCUGUCGCUGGACUGUUUUCAUUCGAUACCGAGAAGGAGGUCGUCGACCUUGCGAAUGCCGCAGAAGUUGGCUUGGCUGGCUAUUUCUUCUCUCGGGAUUUCGAGCGCAUUCACCGCGUUGCGGAGGCUCUCGAGGUUGGCAUGAUUGGUGUGAACACUGGUCUCAUUUCUGACCCUGCUUCACCGUUCGGUGGUGUCAAGCAAUCUGGCUUUGGACGAGAAGGCUCGAAGUACGGCAUUGAAGAGUAUCAGAAUAUCAAGACCAUUACAUAUGGAGGCAUGGGCAAGCCUCUGCAAGGGUCAUAA
Messenger RNA from Truncatella angustata, 1491 nucleotides. Its product is annotated as Aldehyde/histidinol dehydrogenase. Bases 1 to 1491 code for a protein of 496 amino acids. Gene Ontology annotation, molecular function: succinate-semialdehyde dehydrogenase (NAD+) activity. The record is from RefSeq and is a predicted model, not a curated record. Gene Ontology annotation, biological process: GABA catabolic process. Lineage: Eukaryota; Fungi; Ascomycota; Sordariomycetes; Amphisphaeriales; Sporocadaceae. The transcript has 2 exons.